GGCGGGUCAGGCCAACGCUGGGCCCGGGAGGUCGGGCAGUGUCUGUGGAGACACAGUGAGUAUUCGGGCCGCCGGCGCCGCAUCAAAAGAUCCCCAGCUGCCCGGUCCCGGCCCGGGAGUGGCUGCGGGUCGGGAUGAGGGAUCCGCCCCAGCCCGGCACCGCCUCUCCCCGCACUCGGCGCGAUGUUGGGCCACAGGGAAGCAACACUUUGCGGCGCGGCUGCCGGAGCCGGGCUACUGGUGGGGCUGUGGCUGGGGCGGAGGUUACUUUCACGGCAGCAGCUGAGUACAUACAAGAGCCACGGUGGAGCCAAUGGGGAUCCGCUACUGAACUACCUGCUGCAGACGUCGCUGCGGGAACCCCCGCUGCUGAAGAAGCUGAGACUGGGGUCUACACUGGGUAUAACACAAUGAACAUGGCCCUGGCCGUACCAGCUGAUGGCAGAGUCAUUGCCUGUGACAUCAACGUAGACUUUGUCAACAUUGGGAAACCGUUCUGGAGAGAGGCUGAAGUGGAUCAGAAGAUUGACCUGCGCAUUAAACCAGCUGUAGAAACCCUUGACGAGUUGCUCCAGGCUGGUGAGGCCGAGACCUUCGACUUUGCCUUCAUUGACGCUGACAAGGUGAACUACGGCCUGUACUACGAGAAAUGCCUGCAGCUGAUCCGCAAAGGAGGGGUCAUCGCGAUCGACAACGUUCUGUGGGGUGGGAAGGUGCUGAGACCAGGAGAUGACAGGGACACGUUAAGCAUCGUCAAACUGAACGAGAAGAUCUACACGGACAGCCGGGUCAACAUGUCCAUGCUCAGCAUCGCUGACGGACUCACCUUGGUCUUCAAGCUGUAAGGACCGCAUCGUCCGGCCAUGACGAGAUGCCAUGGAUGAUGCAGGUCCAUGGAGCCCAGGUUGGCCAACGUCACUGACCAGUCUGUCCAUGGAGCCCAACCCUCAUGCCCCACUCAACCCAUCUCCCCAGACCCUGACUCCAUCCUGUCCCCUCUUGUCCAGUCUGUCCCUACCUACAUCCAGAUGAUCUCAUUCCACCCCUCCAUUCCCCCUCAUCCCCUUCUCACCUCCACACUCAUCCCCCAUACAUCCUCACCCUCUCCCUAUACCCCCCUCUUGCCCCACUCCCCCCCCC
Amblyraja radiata (thorny skate) is the source of this 1140-nucleotide messenger RNA. RefSeq names its product catechol-O-methyltransferase domain containing 1b (gene comtd1b). The coding region runs from base 135 to 845 and encodes 236 amino acids. Gene Ontology annotation, molecular function: O-methyltransferase activity; S-adenosylmethionine-dependent methyltransferase activity. The transcript has 6 exons. The record is from RefSeq and is a predicted model, not a curated record. NCBI's taxonomy places the organism in Eukaryota, Metazoa, Chordata, Chondrichthyes, Rajiformes, Rajidae.